This is a messenger RNA of Pyricularia oryzae 70-15, 2032 nucleotides long. Its product is annotated as transferase. The transcript has a single exon. The record is from RefSeq and is a predicted model, not a curated record. The coding region runs from base 82 to 1821 and encodes 579 amino acids. NCBI's taxonomy places the organism in Eukaryota, Fungi, Ascomycota, Sordariomycetes, Magnaporthales, Pyriculariaceae.
UUUGAAGGUGAACUUUCAGGAGCAAGCCCGAAUUCUUGGUAUCACAGCACGGCCCUUGUUACCCGCACACAAUAUCAAAACAUGGAUUCAGACAACCGAAGCAAUACUCGCGUCGUAAGCACGCAGCGAGUAUUUCCACAAGAGCCCUCAUCCGCGCCCACAGCCACUAGGCUCUCCAUCAUCGACAACACCGUGGCGAGGUUCGCAUUGACGGCCGCCAUCUGGUUCUACGACAAGCCGAAUGCGCCGCUGCGGGAGCACGUCCUGCCGGCCCUGCAGCAAUCUCUUGCCCGCACGCUCAACGACUAUCGCCACUUUACCGGCCAGCUGCGGUGGGCAACGGCCGAUGAGGUCAGGCACGCGGCAGUGCCCCGCCACCUCGGCCGGCUGGUGGCUGAGCACGGCACGCCCGACGACCAGGGGGUCGAGCUCGUCACGGCCGAGUACGACGCCGACGUGGCCGACGUGGUGAUUGACAGGAGGGACCCGGCGCAGAUUUCCAGCAGGGGAGGAGACCGACUGCACGUUUGGGACGCGACAGACCUGCCCCAGAACGAUUUCUUGCCCGCGGCCAAGGUGGCCCUCUCGUCCCUCGGCACAAUAGGCGGGGUUCCGUCCGUGGCCAUCCAGCUUACCGCGUUCCGGUGCGGUGGGUUCGCCGUCGGCGUCAAGAUGGCGCAUCCGCUGGCUGACGCGAUUGGGUUGAUCUGGUUUAUGCGCAGCUGGGCCGCGUUUUCCCGAGCCGCGAUUCUGAGAUGCGGUGCCGACGAGCAGGGAGAACCCUCGUCGUUCAGUCUGCCGCCUCCUCCGCUGUUCGAUCCCGAUCGCAUAGACGCGCUGGCAGGCCUCGCCGCGCCAACGGAGACGGGCACAGAAGCGAUCCCCGACCAGCACAAGAUCGCAACCGCCCGGGCGCUGCCCAUGCACAGGCACGACUGGUGGGACUUUUCAGCCCCCGGCUACCCGGGCUGGGCUCGCGCAUCCUCCGAGGCCACGAUGCCCCCGCCCUCGGCCACGGGCGGCGCAUUCGCCCUCAGCCCAUCCCAGCAACCCCCCUGGCCAUCCUGGGACAUGGCAGCCCCGGUGACGCGCGUGCAGAUCCUCUUCCCCGCGUCGGCCGUCGCCCUCCUCAAGGCAGCGGCCGAAAAGGCAGUCCAAGCAAAGACGGUCGCGGGGACGACGCCGCCGCGCAUCUCCCGCCUCGACGCCAUGCUCGCCCACAUUUGGAUCCUCAUCAACAAGGCGCGGUAUCCCAGCUCCAGCCACGGCGGGCAGGACAGCAGCGGCAGGCGGGACGAGGAGGUCUACCUCGACAUGACCCUCGGGCUGCGCUCGCGCUUCUCCCCUCCCCUGCCGGACAGCUUCGCCGGCUCGCCGCUGCUGAUCGCCCACACCAAGCAGACCCCCAGCCGGCUGGCGCGCUCCUCGCCGCCAGGGGCCGCCCUGGGAGAGGUGGCGGCUUCGAUACGCGAGACGAUUGGCAAGUUCACGCCCGAGGCGGUCGCGGCGCACGUGUACGAGGCGGCGCACGAGGUCAGCCCGCAGCGGCUGUGGCAGGCCUUCGUCGGGCGGCGCCACACGCUCGCCACGUCGUGGCAGGGGCUCGAGGCGUACAGCCUGGACUUUUGCGGGGAGGGCGGCGUCGCGGCGAGGAAUGUGCAGGCCAUCAUGCCGAACAUGGACGGGUUGGUGCAUGUCAUCGACGUGGACGGCACGGGAGGGGCGCUCGAUGUCAGCGUCUGUCUUGAGAAGGGCGCCAUGCAGCGGUUGCUGGAAGAUCCGGAGCUUCGGGUCGGAGGUGUUGAUGUAAAGAUGGCGUGAUUAGGGGUUAUACUUUUAGAGCUGGUUUGGAGCAUAAUCUGUAGACUUUUUUUUUUUCUUUUUUUUGGGUCUUGACCUCACUCCUCACUCGUCUUGUGAGUAGCAUAGCGGGAUUAAAGAGGUACAGGAGCAAAGAGGUACUAAACUGGGAUCAUUACAUGUGCAUUUAGUGUCAAAAUGACAAGGCUUUAGAGUGAAGCUGCUAUCAGAG